This is a messenger RNA of Suillus fuscotomentosus, 416 nucleotides long. RefSeq lists its product as uncharacterized. The transcript is spliced from 2 exons. Lineage: Eukaryota; Fungi; Basidiomycota; Agaricomycetes; Boletales; Suillaceae. The annotation marks the transcript as partial. The record is from RefSeq and is a predicted model, not a curated record.
UUUUACGCCGCGCCCCUAAACAUCGUAUUUACUAUCUAUCUAUCGAAACACCAUGCAACCUAGCGUAUUUGAACUGCUAAGUACCUCAGACAAUCAAUAUGGGCACAGGUCCUUCUACAAGAAUCACGCGGCGUCAACUCCCUGUAACACCAGCUUACGCAUUUACCGACUUUAAAGCACAAGGACAGACGAUUGAUCACGUUUUAGUGGACAUUGGAAGAACGACAUGUUUUCGCCUAUCUCCCUUCAAUGCAUACAUCGCACUAUCCAGAAGUCACGGCCGAGAAUGCAUACGUCUUCUCAGAGACUUCGACAAUGAUCUAUUCCUUCAACAUCCAAACGAAGACCUUCGGAUAGAAGAUAACAGGAUUGAGCGACUCGCGGAGGAAACGAAAAAGUGUUUCUCGAGGACAGAC